This is a messenger RNA of Limulus polyphemus (Atlantic horseshoe crab), 715 nucleotides long. RefSeq lists its product as uncharacterized. The coding region runs from base 1 to 657 and encodes 218 amino acids. Lineage: Eukaryota; Metazoa; Arthropoda; Merostomata; Xiphosura; Limulidae. The record is from RefSeq and is a predicted model, not a curated record. The transcript has 6 exons.
AUGAAGGAAAUUCUAGAUGAAAGACUCUUCGGUAUUUUCGUGACUGACCUGGUGGCCAUAAGUGGAACUAAUUCCAACUCGAUCACAUUGCUGGACCAUGAUGGCUGUGCCACUGAACCUUCGGUGUUUCCUCUCAUUAAGCGCACUACUGAGUCUAAGGACUUGAAGGGCAAGUUUGCCGCUUUUCGCUUCGCUGAUGACUCCAUCGUGAAAUUUCAAGUGACCAUCAAGUUCUGCCUCGAGGAAUGCAAACCCGUCAAGUGCGUGGAUAACGGGAAGUUAGGCUAUGGACGGAAGAAGCGUGAAGUGACCGAUUCAUCGACUGAUGACCACUUGCCUGAACAAAUUCCAUUACAGCUGGCUAUUGUAGUAGACAGCCACGAAGCAUACCUUACGGAUAAAUCUCCUAAUGACGUAGAUGUGCACGGUCUCCCUGGGAAAGAAGAUGUUUGUUUCACUCGUGUCCACCUGAUUCUGUGUGCGAUAACGACGGUAAUUUUACAGUUCUUCACAAUCAUAAUCUGUCUAAUAUACGUCAGGUAUUUGCGAAAGCGCCAUCUCUUGAGCAAAGCAUCACCAGACUCCAUUUCAGCAUAUAUCACUUCCAAUGAGACACUCGUUCAAAAAUUACCAUGGAAUCGCAAGCCAACGAGCUAGACAGACUGCACUAACUCCAUCUAGUAAUUAACGAUUUAUAUAUAUUAUUAAAUUUAAA